AUGGAAGGAAUGAAUAAAGGGGAAUGUGGAGUGGAUGACUGGGAAGAGUUUGGAAAUGGGGGUAUUGAUUGCUUUUCUUCUGAUUAUGUACUUCCUCACAAAGAGUCCUCGGGAGGAGGAUGCAGGUUCUCCAAGUUUGAGCAACUAGAGCAGCAGAAAGAGCCAUUUUUGGAUCACAGAUCGUUUGAAGAUCGAAAGUUCAAUGUCCUUGAUCCACUGCUUCCAGCUUGUCCGAAUCAAAUCGCUAUGCUUCGAGAAAUUCAGGAGGAAAUUGAAGAUAUUGUUGACCCCAAGAAGCACAAUGAACAUCCGUUUUCUUCAUCCUCACUUGACCUGCUAAAGGAUUAUACGGAAGGUCGAAGACGUUUGAACAUUGAACCAAGCAAAGCAGAUUUGGCAGGCAAGAAGUUGUCAACUGAAGAAAUCAUGAGAAUUGCUGGAGCGAAGUUUAUUCAGUCUUGUACCCGAAAGGCUGAUGUUGGUUCAAUGCUUAACAAUCCUUUUGAUCUUUGUUUCUCUGGUCUUUCUGAUGAGGAGACCAAAAAUGUAGAGCUUGCUGAAACCCUACUGGCUUCUGCUGAAAAAGUAGGCAAUCAACAAUAUGACCGUGCCAGAAAAUUGCUAAAUCAAUGUGAUCUCUUGUCUUCCAAUAAUGGAAAUCCAGUUCAAAGAGUAGUUCAUUAUUUUUCUGAGGCUCUUCGAAAGAGAAUUGAUCGAGAAACAGGAAGAGAGGCAUCUCAGGGUCUGGAGAGUGAGGUAUUUGAUGUCGAUGAGGCAGUGAUGAUUCCUAAUCCCACUAUCCAGGCAUGCCACGAAGGAAUUCCAUUCUACCAGGUUCCACACUUUGCUGGAACCCAAGCCAUUGCAGAGAAUAUGGCAGAGACAAAGAGGAUUCACUUAAUUGAUCUGAAAAUAAGGAAUGGGCUGCAAUGGACUGUCUUGAUGCAAGCUUUAGCGUCGUCUCGAAAUGAAUGCCCUCUUGAGCUUCUCAAGAUAACUGCUGUGGGGACUAAUUCAAAGAAACAUAUUGAGGAUACAGGUAACCGUUUAAAGAGUUUUGCUCAGACAAUCAACAUACCCUUUUCUUUUAAGAUAGUUAUGGUGUCAGAUAUGCUUGUUCUCAAAGAGGAUCUAUUUGAGUUAGAUGCUGAUGAAGAAUUAGCUAUCUACUCUGAAUAUGCACUAAAGAGCCUGAUUGGGCAGCCAAAUCAGCUGGAUCAUUUAAUGCAAUUUUUCAGGAGCAUCAAUCCAUGUAUAAUGGUGAUGAUUGAAGUAGAGGCAAAUCACAACUCAAGGGUCUUUGUUCAUCGUUUCAUUGAAACUCUUUUUUACUUCAGUGCAUAUUUUGAUUGUGUUGAUGCAUGUAUGGAACAUAAUGAUUCAGACAUCAGAAUGGUUAUAGAAUCAAUAUACUUGGGCGAAGGAAUCAGGAAUAUUGUGGCUAGUGAGGGAGAGGAAAGGAAGAUUCGAAAUGUGAAGAUCGAUGUGUGGAGAAAAUUCUUCGCACAGUUUGGAAUGGUAGAGACAGAUCAGAGUGAGGCGUCCUUGUAUCAAGCAAACUUUGUCAUUAAGAAAUUUGCUUCUGGGAGUUCUUGUACAUUUGAUAUGGAUGAGAAAAGCCUGCUGAUCGGGUGGAAGGGCACACCAAUUCUUUCACUUUCUACUUGGAAGUUCAUGCCACAAGAAUAG
Dovyalis caffra is the source of this 1689-nucleotide messenger RNA. The record is from the annotation of a GenBank genome assembly. NCBI's taxonomy places the organism in Eukaryota, Viridiplantae, Streptophyta, Magnoliopsida, Malpighiales, Salicaceae.